Molecule: messenger RNA, 3429 nt
Organism: Homo sapiens (human)
Lineage: Eukaryota; Metazoa; Chordata; Mammalia; Primates; Hominidae
Gene: SERF2
Product: small EDRK-rich factor 2
Exons: 5
Coding region: 944-1123 (59 amino acids)
Source: RefSeq, marked validated
GCUUCGCUCUCCCCGGCCAACCGCCCGGACCUCGGCGCUUUCUUCUAGGAUCCGCAUGAAUCGCUUUGGGCUAUCGGAAGAGCUAUCCCCAGUUCUCGGGAGAAAGAGUCCGCGACCAGCGUCUGACCUCUCACUCAGAGUCCCCAGUCCUGCCUUAGUUUCCCCAGCGACCCUGAAUUUGGAGUUGCUGUCUCUAAGUGAAAGCUGAACCUGCAACCCCUUGAGGGUUUCAGCCGCAGAGGGGCGGGAGAAAGGGCCUGGUUGGUAGGCGGGCUCAGCGGUUCGCGCCCAGUUAGCCCCGAGCUUCGGAGACCCGAGAGACCAGAGGAUGGCUGACACGAAGGGGCACCCGAGACAGCGCCUGGGCUUUUUCCCGCCCGCGGUUCCACCGCUCUGAAACCGAUUUCUAACAGAGAGAGACAUAGUCUUGCUCUGUUACCCAUGCUGGAGUACGGUGGCGAGAUCACGACUCACUACAACUUUGAAUUCCUGGAUUCAAGCAAUCCUCCCAUCUCAGCCUCCUGAGUAGCUAAGGACUACAGGGCGACUUUGUCAGUACCCCAAACUGUCCCCGCAUGAGGUCACUCUGCACGGUCACGUGCUCGAGCCCGCGGGAGCGCCACAUCGCCAGCCGCACCCCUCCACCCCCAACCUGCCCACGUGACCCGGCCUAGUUUCUCCAGGCCCGUCCCUACGUCUCACUCGGGAAGCCCCGCCCCACGCUGAGCGCUCCGCCUGCGACCCUCCGCCACUUACCCACCCCGGCUCAAGCACGACCCGUGGAUCCACGUGCUUUUUCUUGUCCAAUGGGAGCCGGCUCCCGGGCGCGAAGGGGCGGGGAGGAAAGGAACGACUGUGCUACGUUGCCAGAAGGGGCGGGACCUGCAACGUCCGACAGAACGAGGGGACGUAACGGAGGCAGGUUGGAGCCGCUGCCGUCGCCAUGACCCGCGGUAACCAGCGUGAGCUCGCCCGCCAGAAGAAUAUGAAAAAGCAGAGCGACUCGGUUAAGGGAAAGCGCCGAGAUGACGGGCUUUCUGCUGCCGCCCGCAAGCAGAGGGACUCGGAGAUCAUGCAGCAGAAGCAGAAAAAGGCAAACGAGAAGAAGGAGGAACCCAAGUAGCUUUGUGGCUUCGUGUCCAACCCUCUUGCCCUUCGCCUGUGUGCCUGGAGCCAGUCCCACCACGCUCGCGUUUCCUCCUGUAGUGCUCACAGGUCCCAGCACCGAUGGCAUUCCCUUUGCCCUGAGUCUGCAGCGGGUCCCUUUUGUGCUUCCUUCCCCUCAGGUAGCCUCUCUCCCCCUGGGCCACUCCCGGGGGUGAGGGGGUUACCCCUUCCCAGUGUUUUUUAUUCCUGUGGGGCUCACCCCAAAGUAUUAAAAGUAGCUUUGUAAUUCCUUGAGCGCCUGGUUUGACUGGGGACUUGGGGGGAUGGGGUUGGAAGAAUGACUGCCCUUUCCCACCAAAAAAGGGAGAACUCUUUAGAUUCAGAUUGUGGGUAUGUAGACUUAAUAAGUGAAACAUCACAGAAGAAGCCUUUAUUAUACAAUGACAACCAAACAAGUACUCCGGAUAUGCAGUAGAGGAAUCCUCUAAGAACCAUAGAGACUUCUUUUCUGUGAUUUUUGUUCCCCACCCUUGAACACCAUCUCUAGGAUGGAGUUGGCCUAAGAGUGAAUGCUGCAAGAUCUGUGUUUAUGCCUCUUUUCCUCAUUCUUCCUCAGUUUGUUCGUCUGCUUGAAAGUUGGCCAAAAAAUCCUGCUGCUCACCGACUUCCCGUGGUCAGCUGCUGUCAAGCGUUCACUUUCUCUUCUGUCAUUCCUCAUGGAAUGAGGGUGGUUUUGUCUUCCCGCUUCCCUUGACCUCAAAAUCAGGAUUAAAACCUGGGGUAGCCUCUGUGCUCCUUUCUUCUAUGCCCUGGUUUGUUCUGUGGUUCUGGGCUUCUUAUAUCCGUGUGCCCAGGGCUGAACUCCUUAUUUUCCUUUCUCCAAGGGCAGAGCCGAGUCUUCAGUCCCUGUUGGUCUUUCCCCACCCCCACUUCCAGCCCAAGAGCCAGGAAAGGGCUGGUGCCACACUGUCUGCUGGGAUCAGCGGUGGUUCUUUGAGCUGCUGAUUUGGGUGUUAGGCUCUUGAGCUGGGAUGCAGAUGUAACAGUAGCUCCAGUGAGUCAGACACUCUGCCCAGCACAUUAGACUGUGUUUGACCACUUCUUCCAGUUCAUAGUAUUGACUUCAGCCCAAACGGAGAUAACUCCCUGUGUGUCCUUGAGGUAUUGAGCUGGGCUGGACAGCUCCCCUUGAGCCAACUCUAGGAGUACAAUGUCAGGGGAACCCCAGUUUGUGAAAAGGACUUAGACUGGAGGAUAUUUGUUAUCUGGGGAUAUGAUGCGGUGGCGGCGGCGCCUCAAGAUAAGGGGCUGGGGUUUCUGGGUGGGGGGCCAACAGAGUGGUGCCAGUAACAGCCCCAGAUAGAGGAGUACGCAGGCCCAGCAUGAGGCAACCUUGACCCAGAAGGUGGCCCAGCUACCCUUGAUGAAGGUCUUUUCCAGUUCUGCUCCCUCAUAGCUGUGUAACCAAAGGCUCUGGUUAGAGAAUAUGAAGGGCCUUAGCUUUUAGACCUGUUCUACCUCCUCACCAAAUAUAAUGGCAGACCCAUGUGUGUCUGGAAUGGCCUUGAAUUGCUCUUUCCUUAAAAUAGCUAGCUCUUCAGGAGAGUAUCUAAGGCCCACUCCAUCUUACCUGAACCAGUUGGUAAGGGUAACCAUGACAUAGAGUGAGGCAAGGAAGAAGACGAAGUGGAAGGCAGAAUAGUUGUAGGAAAGAUGCUGGACUUGGACUGGAGGAGCUGGAGGGGUUUCUUGGUCAGCUGGCCUCGCAGCCCCACCCCUUUGCCCUGGAGAGAGGAAAUGGCUGCUGGGAGCAGAGCUGCUGAAACACCUCUUCCCCUCUCCCCCAACUACCUUUGUUAAGGCUCUUGAGGGUUCUUAUGGCACUCCACAGAGAUCUACCACUUCUUAUGGUUCCUCACUUGGCACUCACCUUUGUCUGCCUCCACUGUUUCAGGGCAGCAGAAACACAGUGAGGGCUUCUGCAAAACAGAACGCAGGUUUUGGAAUGGUCUUAAAAGAUGUGAGGGUGUUAAUCUAGGAAACUUCCCCCGUGAAAAGAUUGGUCUAGUAUUAAAAAGUGGAGGCACACCUGGGUUCAAAUUCUAGCUCCAGCAUAUAAGUGGCUGUGCAGACUUUGGUAAGAUGUUUAAUCUUUUGUGCCUCGAUUUCUCCAUUUGUAAAAUGGAGCAAAUACCUACCUCACAGGGUUGUUGUGAGGGUUAAAUUAAAUGAGAUUAUGUAAAAGUAUCUAGCACAGUUGCCUAGCACAUUGUGGGUACUCAAUAAAAGGUAACAGCAGCUAUAAUCUGAGCAUUCUGGGUA